Rhagoletis pomonella (apple maggot) is the source of this 723-nucleotide messenger RNA. RefSeq names its product cell wall integrity and stress response component 4-like. Bases 1 to 723 code for a protein of 240 amino acids. The record is from RefSeq and is a predicted model, not a curated record. The transcript is spliced from 4 exons. Lineage: Eukaryota; Metazoa; Arthropoda; Insecta; Diptera; Tephritidae.
AUGUUCAAGCCUCGCCGUCGUUCUGGCUCCAGCAUUGUUGUUAUCGAUGGUGACGAUUUGAAGCCAUGUUUACCGGACGACUAUAUUAGUGGUCAGCAUUAUCGGCAACAAUCUGGUGAUAGCAAAGAAAUCGAUCAGGAAAUGUUGACAAUGCUUUCAGUUAAUCAAGAUAAUGGUCCACAUCGUGAGAUGGCUGUCGAUUGUCCAGAUACGUUCAUCGCGCGUAACAAGACACCACCACGUUAUCCACCACCCCACCGUCCACCACAGGUAAAUAGUCUUAAGCUUGACGGGAAGUCAAGGAAACCAUUCACGUCCGCAAUGAAAAAGAAUUGCACCAAUCACUCAAAUACCCUACCCAAUAAGCACAAAUGCAUGCAAGCACACAGCACCCGCAAUAAAUCCAAUACACUCACCUACACCAAAACGCACAUUUCAAAACAUUCAACACAGACGAUUAGCUCACUGAACGCACAAACAUCUACCAGAUUAUUUUCCAAAUCACAAAACUCAACGCCAUCAUCAACAACAACCGCAUCAUUAUCAUCGACUGAUAUUACCGCUUCACAAUUACCAAUACCAACAACACCAUCACCACCACCUCUGCCAACCACUCCCCCACCCAAAAUUCUAACUCACUCAUCUCCAACAGACUUUGUACCCAUCACUGCUUCAAUAACCAACAUCAAUACUGAAACUAACCAAUUCAUAACACAAUACUAA